Molecule: messenger RNA, 745 nt
Organism: Drosophila biarmipes
Lineage: Eukaryota; Metazoa; Arthropoda; Insecta; Diptera; Drosophilidae
Exons: 5
Coding region: 34-633 (199 amino acids)
Source: RefSeq, a predicted model, not a curated record
AAUUGCACCAAACAUUUAGAAGCUCUGCUGAAUAUGGAGUUCUCAGAUGGCCAGCCACUCAAAAAGCGAGUAAAGGUCGGACCUGAAAAUGGUGAGCUGAAGCAAACAGCAGAGGAUCGCAUAAUAUCAGCAAUUCGAGCUGAAAAUGAGGAACUGCGCGGAUCCAUUGAGACGCUAAAAAAAAAUGUUGCUUUGCUCGCUGACACAGUGUCCGCCCAAACGGAUUUGAUCAAGUUACUUUAUCAACGAUCCGAUGAAGAUAAUGCCUCUGAAGUUGCCUUUACCACUUUUCCCAUAGAAACAGAGGAUGAUCUGCUACAAAUAGACAGCAAUAUGAAUCCGGAAUCUCGAGCAUUAUAUGUUAAAGAGAUGAAAACCAUCUUCAGUUAUCAGUCACUAUCGAAAUCGCUAAAAAAGGUUCUGGGCGUGGACCUAAUUCUAGACUUUAAUGUCGACGGAACGCAGAACAAGAAAAGCCUGCGCACGUACAAAAACUUCUUCUCAGCCCUAUUAGAGGCUGUUCAGAGGACCGAUAAUACUCAGCCUGCGGAGAAGGCACUCAGAAAGGCCAUGAUAUGUGUUAAAAACAGUGAAUGCAAAAGAAGGACAAGGUUCUUAAAAGAGUUUUCAUAACUGAUUCGAGAUAAGACCAGAAUGAUAAUAAGUUAUAAUUAGUAAUGUAAAAAUCACACAAAAUGUACAAGUUUAAACUGAAAUAAAACUGAUUUCCUUACGUAUGAGUCAA